Chinchilla lanigera (long-tailed chinchilla) is the source of this 2555-nucleotide messenger RNA. It is a transcript of the gene Irx6, whose product is annotated as iroquois homeobox 6. NCBI's taxonomy places the organism in Eukaryota, Metazoa, Chordata, Mammalia, Rodentia, Chinchillidae. The coding region runs from base 769 to 2109 and encodes 446 amino acids. The record is from RefSeq and is a predicted model, not a curated record. Gene Ontology annotation, cellular component: nucleus. The transcript has 6 exons. Gene Ontology annotation, biological process: neuron differentiation; cell development; regulation of transcription by RNA polymerase II. Gene Ontology annotation, molecular function: RNA polymerase II cis-regulatory region sequence-specific DNA binding; DNA-binding transcription factor activity, RNA polymerase II-specific.
UGCAUUUCUCCCCCACUUUUCUCUGGUCUCUUCUUUUGUAUUCUGUCCUCCCUUGCCGCCCGGGCUGCCUCUCGCCUCCACAGGGUCCGCAGGGGAGGAGGUGAGCGCGCUGCUGCGUCCAGGGCCUGCGCAGCGUAGAGGGAGGCGUUUCUCCUACUUCUCCUGGGUAAUUUGUAGAGAUUCUAUGUGAGUGCGUGAGCUUGAGGGGAAAAAGCGUAGAAUCUAGCGUUCAGCAGAGGGUCAGGGUCUUUGACGUUCCUCACCGACUGCGCAAACCUCUUGAAGCAAGUGUGAGUGUGGGGUUGAGAGUGCGCGCGCGCACACACGGGCUGGCUGCGCUUGGCACGCUUGGUGGCCCGGGGCCCCGGGGCCUGGGGUCCCGUCUGACAUCCCGAGAUUAUCGUGACGUCACAUUGAGCCUCUGGCCACCUUGGACCGGGACACCUCCGGAGCCUCACAGUCCCGCGCCGAGCCGCGCCUCGCCACCGCGCGCCUCCCGGAACCCGCGCCUUCUUCCUUCCCCUUCCCAUCCAUGGGCCCUUCUGUCUUCUGGACCCCACGGGCCGGAGGGACGCCUUCCGGGGCGCAGGGCUCCGCAGCUGGGCUGCCUUCGGCUCUGCCUUCCCUUGCACCAAGCCUGCAGAGCAACCGGCGGUGGGCUUCGGCAGCGGUGUAAGGAAGGAUACUCCGCUUGGCUAGGGGCGUGCAGCCCUGGAGCUAAGAGGGGAACUAGUAAGGGAAGAGGGACACAGGCCAAGAACAGCCACUAUGUCCUUCUCGCACUUCGGACACCCGUACGGCGGCGCUUCCCAGUUUCUGAUGUCUGCAAGCUCUGGCACCACUUGCUGCGAAUCUGCCCCACAUUCAGUCUCAGAUGUGGCCUCAGGCUCCACCCCAGCAUCCACUCUUUGCUGCGCACCCUAUGACAGUCGAUUACUGGGCAGUGCACGGCCUGAGCUGGGAGCAGCCUUGGGCAUCUAUGGAGCCCCCUAUGCAGCUGCAGCAGCUGCCCAGAGCUACCCUGGCUAUCUGCCCUAUGGUCCAGAGCCAACAGCACUGUAUGGGGCACUGAAUCCACAGUAUGAGUUUAAGGAAGCUACAGGGAGUCUGACUCCAAGCCUGGCACAACCAGGAGCCUAUUAUCCCUAUGAGCCAACUCUGGGGCAGUACCAGUAUGACCGGUAUGGUGGGGUGGAGUUAAGCAGUGCAGGACGCAGGAAGAACGCCACGCGGGAAACCACCAGCACGCUCAAGGCCUGGCUCAACGAGCACCGCAAGAACCCCUACCCCACGAAGGGCGAGAAGAUCAUGCUGGCCAUCAUCACCAAGAUGACCCUCACCCAGGUGUCCACCUGGUUCGCCAACGCGCGCCGGCGCCUCAAGAAGGAGAACAAGAUGACGUGGGCGCCCAAGAACAAAGGCGGGGAGGAGAGGAAGGUGGAGGACAGAAUGGAGGAGUCACUGGGCUCCUUGGACAGUGACACCAAAGACGUUCCUGCUAACCAGGAAGCCCAGGGACUCAGACUGAGUGACCUGGAAGACCUGGAGGAAGAGGAGGAAGAGGAGGAAGCUGAAGAAGGGGAGGAGGCGGCCGCAGCUUCAGACAGGCUGUCGGAGCUCCGUAAAAGCGCGCACUCACUCACCGCGCGGUGCACCGCAGCUCGAGAGGGCCGGUUGGAAAGCGGAAUGUGCAGCCUGGCUGUGCCCCGCUUCUCCUUGAAUGAGCCCCGGGAGUCAGGAGAAGAUGACUUCAUUGCGACAGAGCCCGGGGGGCCCACGAUGAUCUUGCACUACCCCUGCCGGGAGAAGCCACGUAUCUGGUCCUUGGCUCACACUGCGGCAGCCAGCGCUGUGGAAGGCGCUCCCUCAGCCCCGCCCAGGCCUCGCAGUCCUGCGUGCCACAUGAUUUCCGGACAGCCUCUAGGUUCCGCAACGCGACCUCUGGUCCCCAGAGACUCCACGUGCGAAGAAGAGUCUUCCCGUGAAGCCAAAAUCUUUGGAAACUCCGUGUUCGCCCUGCAGGGGCUGCCGCUGAACUGUGCGCCGUGCCCGAGGAGGAGGGAGCCUGCACUGCAGUGCCCAUACCCGUCUGGAGCAGAAGCAGGUUAGCGCAAUGGCUUCAAUUUGCAGAAGAAUCUUGGAAAUGGGCCCCUUUUGGAACUCACCUCCACAGUAACAAGCUGGAAGACCUUGAUAGGGACCGGGAAUUUGCAUUUCACCUAAGAGACAGACCCACAGAAACCGUCCUAGCUAUGUCCUUGCACGCGGAGCUGGGGGUGGUGGUCAGACCUGUCCCUAAUCUUUUGCAGAGCAGAGCGGGAGAUACAGCAUCUUGAGGAAGAAGGAGGGGGAAGCCUGGGCCAGUCCACCUACUGCAAGGACGCUACCAAAUCUCCUUCGCCCCUCUGGAUAAAGCGCCUGACCUCCUUCCACUCUUGCCCACCCCUACCUUUCACCCAGCUCCCUCCACUUUGUAACUUCAUUGCUCUUCUGGUCCCCAAGGACCACCUGCAUCUUCUCCCAGCCUUUGCAUCCUUUAAAAUAAUCACGCCUAA